Petromyzon marinus (sea lamprey) is the source of this 3445-nucleotide messenger RNA. NCBI's taxonomy places the organism in Eukaryota, Metazoa, Chordata, Hyperoartia, Petromyzontiformes, Petromyzontidae. The record is from RefSeq and is a predicted model, not a curated record.
GGGCACGCGCGCGUGAGUCGUACUUUUGGUCACGUGACGCGGCGGCGUCACCGCCCCGCCCCCGCUAUCGAGGAAGCUGACGCCACAGCGAUGAAGUUGUGAGGGGGAACUCGUCAGCGAUGCUUAAAGCCAGCUGCGUUUUCUUGUUACAAACUUUAACGACGACAAAAAAACAUAAACAGAGCCUGCUGAAAGCGCACGUCGUUAGUUUCGUGAGUUUUAAUCCAACAACAAUAAUAAUAAAAUACACAAUUGUCGCCUCGCGUGAGGGAACGCGGCACGAGCUUCUUCCUUACAUUGGUGUCGCCAUUGACAACGCCGACAGGAAAUCUUAAGUGUUUUUUUUUAAAUUAAAUAUCCUCGAAUUUAAUUCGACUUAAUCGUACCCACGGUAAUGUCUCACGUUUGCGCUUUGUUGUUGUUUGUUGUUAGUAUUAUUAUUAUUGUUAUGUCGGUCGAUCAAUGUCGCUUGUUUUCUAUUCGACGCCAGGCGAAUUUUACCUGUUCGUGACUCCACUUUGGUAAACCAGAACGGAUCUUUUUAAUGGUCGCGAUAAAGUAAAGUUCUGUUUUUUUUUAUUUCGUUGCGUAUUGUUGUAGUUUGCUUCGUGAACGUUAACGUGCCGAGUUUUUUUUUUUACAAUAUUUAAAGUUGCCUUUCAAAUACAACGUCACUGUAUUCGCCGGUCGCUUAAAGCCUUAAACCACCUCAAGGCGCAGCCACUGCAAGUUCCUUGCCCCAAGCCCUGCUGGUAGAAGGUCCUCCACUAGAGGGUACUUGGUCUACUCUUCCACUCUGAACAGGACGUGAUGGAAGAGAGUAGGAGUUACCCACUAGAGACAGCUCCAGGUGGUGCUUGGUCUACUCUUCCACUCUGAACAGACGUGAUGGAAGAGAGUAGGAGUUACCCGCUAGACUAGAGGCAGCUCCAGGUGGUACUUGGUCUACUCUUCCACUCUGAACAGACGUGAUGGAAGAGAGUAGGAGUUACCCACUAGACUAGGGGCAGCUCCAGGUGGUACUUGGUCUACUCUUCCACUCUCACCAGACGUGUUGGAAGAGAGUAGGAGUUACCCACUAGAAGCAGCUCCAAGUGGUACUUGGUCUACUCUUCCACUCUGAACAGACGUGUUGGAAGAGAGUAGGAGUUACCCGCUAGACUAGAGGCAACUCCAGGUGGUACUUGGUCUACUCUUCCACUCUCACCAGACGUGAUGGAAGAGAGUAGGAUUACCCACUAGAGGCAGCUCCAGGUGGUACUUGGUCUACUCUUCCACUCUGAACAGACGUGAUGGAAGAGAGUAGGAGUUACCCGCUAGACUAGAUCCAGCUCCAGGUGGUACUUGGUCUACUCUUCCACUCUCACCAGACGUGUUGGAAGAGAGUAGGAGUUACCCACUAGAAGCAGCUCCAAGUGGUACUUGGUCUACUCUUCCACUCUGACCAGACGUGUUGGAAGAUGUCGGAGUUACCCGCUAGACUAGAUCCAGCUCCAGGUGGUACUUGGUCUACUCUUCCACUCUCACCAGACGUGAUGGAAGAGAGUAGGAGUUACCCGCUAGACUAGAGGCAGCUCCAAGUGGUACUUGGUCUACUCUUCCACACUGACCAGACGUAAUGGAAGAGAGUAGGAGUUACCCACUAGACUUGGGGCAGCUCCACGUGGUAUUUGGUCUACUCUUCCACUCUGACCAGACGUGUGGAAGAUGUCGGAGUUACCCAGUAGACUAGAGGCAGCUCCAGGGUGGUACUUGGUCUACUCUUCCACUCUGAACAGACGUGUUGGAAGAUGUCGGAGUUACCCACAUUUUACCCCACCACACGUGGCCUCCCGAGAGGUGUGCGUGGGAGCGGGUCCUGGGGAGUGGUGGCGCAGCGGUUUACGCUAGGCUGCGCCACGAAGCACCACCGACCCGAGUACCAUGCCUGCUCACGGUCCAACGCCGGUGACGAUUAUUUGAACCGGUCCCUGGGCCUCCUCCCCUAGGCCGACUCAGCCGCAAAUGAGUGCCUGGGUGCCGCGUGUCUAAACAUCGGCCACUCAAGAGACAAAAGCGGCCGAGUGUGGUUGCUGCCCGCCUUCUUCAUUCACAAGCACGACCGAUUCCUCUGGUCCAGAGGCCUUCGCAACGUGACCAAAAGUUCGUCAAUUUCUUGCUUCGCAGGCACGACCUCGAGUGGAAGAGGGGGACCGAUCUCUCUCAGGACGGACAUGUUUGAUGUUAUUGCCCGCUUAUUUAUUCAUUCGUUCUGUCGCUCGCGCUGCCUCUGUUGCAGUGUCCCCCCCCCCACCCCCCUCCGAUGGCGUGCCGGAUUCACACGGUGUGGGACCCUAUGGGCUGGCUCUGCCUCAGCUCGAUCGUGUUCGUGUGGUCCUACAACACCUGGCUGCUGCCCAAACUCAUCAUGAUGCCGCACGUCGCUCAGGGCACGCUGCCCGCUGCGGUAGCUGCAGGCUAUUACGUUGUGGCUGCCCUGUGUAUGGCCGCGCUCGUGCGGGCAUCCACAGCUGAUCCGGGCCGUGUGCGGCAAGAGCGGGAUAUGUCAAGCGAAGAAUUUAGUGUGCAGAGCCACGUGUGCCAGAAGUGCAGCAUCGUGAAGCCGGCCCGUGCCCACCACUGCUCCCGUUGCGGCCACUGCGUGCGACGCAUGGACCACCACUGCCCAUGGAUAAACAACUGUGUUGGAGAGGGAAAUCAGUGGCUCUUCAUCCAGCUCUGCUUCUACACGCAACUGCUCAGCACGUACGCACUGGUCGUCAACUUUGCACAUUUCUACUUGCUGCCUCCCCUCGCGAGCGCCCAGCCGGACGAGUUUGUGUUCCACUAUUCGGUGGCCAUGCUGAGGGGUGCCGCAGUCAUGGGCGUGAUGAUUUUUCUUGGCAUGGCCGCCCUCUUCUACGGACAGGUCAUCAACAUCCUCACGGAUUUGACCACAAUUGAAAAAAUGAAAGAUCCCUUUUUGGAAGUCAGCGCUCAGGUGCAGCGGCCUUGGCAGGAGUCCCUGGCGGCGGUGUUCGGCACGCGAUGGAAGCUGCUGUGGCUCAUUCCCUGCCGCCGCGGGGGGGUGCAGGGAAUCUCUGCACGCCGCUACUCCUACCAAGCCGCUGUGUGAGCCUCGGCCCUGGCCAGCUGAGCCCUGCCCAGCUGAGCCCUGCUCACCCUGCCAGGCACACUGGUACAACCUCCUCGAAAGGGGGGCGCACCCAUGUUCAUGUCAUUAUAAUCAUCAUCAACACCGUCGUUGUCGUCAUCAGGCUUGAGCUUUCCACAGCUGAAUGAAUUUGUUCCCAAGGCCGUCGCCAUCGCCCACAAACUAUUUGUAGUAAUAGGUUUUUACCCUUUUAUCUGGCACCAAAACUGACACCUUUAUACAAGAACCACAGCACAAGCAGUCAAAAUGCAAACAAAAAGAGACAACUCUGAUAAUGAUAUUGGCACUGUC